Molecule: messenger RNA, 1493 nt
Organism: Dendrobium catenatum
Lineage: Eukaryota; Viridiplantae; Streptophyta; Magnoliopsida; Asparagales; Orchidaceae
Product: beta-1,2-xylosyltransferase XYXT1
Exons: 2
Coding region: 9-1493 (494 amino acids)
Molecular function (GO): glycosyltransferase activity
Source: RefSeq, a predicted model, not a curated record
UCCAAAAAAUGGCUCAUCACCAUCAUCUUCCUCCCAAAGCCACCAAACUCUUCUCCACUCCAUUCAGAGAAAAACCAGACCCCAAGCAAAAGUUCUCUCUCUUCCGCAUCUCUCUCCUCAUUCUCCUCUGCUUCGCCUCUGCUUCCUUCCUCAAGCUCUCUUCUUUCUCUCCUCCGCCAAUUCUAUCUUCUGCCUACUCAAACAGUUCCCGAACACAUCAUUCCAAGCACUCCAACAACUCCGCCUCACCGCCGCCACCCCCGCCGCCGUGCUCCACUCUCAUCAACCUCGGCCCCACCACCUCCAACUCCAUCAAAAAUCUCCUCUGCUGCGACCGCUCCCAUUUCCGCACCGACGUUUGCUACAUGCUUGGCGACAUCCGAACCGCCGCAGGCAACGGCCGCCGAUCCAUUCUUCUCGUCGGCCCCUCGCAAGCAAACAAAACGGAGGAAAAAAUACGGCCUUACACCCGUAAAUGGGAAACAGAGAUCAUGUCCACCGUCGACGAGCUCAGCCUCCGGCCAUCGCCGGCCUCAGCUGCCAAACGCUGCGACGUGCGCCACGUCGCACCGGCGGUGGUGUUCUCUACCGGUGGCUAUACUGGGAAUGUUUACCAUGAGUUUAACGACGGGCUCAUUCCGUUGUACAUAACGGCGGCGAGGUUCGCCGGCGAAGUGGUCUUGGCGGUGGUUGAGUACCAUGAGUGGUGGUUUAUGAAGUAUAGGAGAAUUUUAGAGAAGAUUAGUAAGUAUGAGAUUGUGGAUUUGAGAAGAGAUAAGAGAGUUCAUUGCUUUGAUGAGAUGAUUGUUGGGUUGAAGAUUCAUGGAGACCUUGCAAUUGAUUCAAAUCUCAUGCAUAAUGGCAAAAGCAUCCUCGACUUCCAAUCUCUCCUCACCGCCGCACUCUCCUCCUCCCCGCAACCCCUACCGCCGCCCCUCCCAGCCACCGCCCACCACCGCCUCCACCUCACAAUCCUCAUCCGCCACCACUCCCGCCGCCUCCUAAACCUCCCCUCCAUCCUCCACCUCGCCCACCACUCCGGCUUCCACACCACUCUCCUCUCCCCCAAACGCUCCACCCCCAUCUCCCACCUCCACCACUCCCUCUCCUCCUCCGACGCCCUCCUCGCCGUCCACGGCGCCGCCCUCACCCACCUCCUCUUCAUGCCCCCCGGUUCGGUUCUCAUCCAAGUCAUCCCCAUCGGCCUAGACUGGGCCGCCGAGACUUACUACGGCGAACCGGCUCGCCGGCUCGGGUUACAUUAUCUCGCGUAUAAUGUGACCGCGGAGGAGAGUUCGUUAUCGAAGGUCUAUGGGAAGAACGACCCGGUUCUGAAGAAUCCUAAGCUUGUGACCAGCAAAGGGUGGGCGGAGACUAAGAGGGUUUAUAUGGAUAAGCAAGACGUAGAUUUGGAUUUAAAGAGGUUCGGCAAAGUUAUUCAACAGGCGAAGGCUCAUCUUAUGAGAAUUAAAUCUAAGAAAAAUAUUAAUUAA